Molecule: messenger RNA, 3612 nt
Organism: Echinococcus granulosus
Lineage: Eukaryota; Metazoa; Platyhelminthes; Cestoda; Cyclophyllidea; Taeniidae
Exons: 1
Coding region: 1-3612 (1203 amino acids)
Source: RefSeq, a predicted model, not a curated record
AUGGGCGGCUCCGGGGUCACAAUGGGAGGGCAUUCUAGCCCAAUAAAAAUACUUAUACCCUCGGAAAAAUACGCUCCUCUUGAUGCUCAAAGGCCAGCUUCUGAGACCGAUGCAAUAAGUGAUUUACAAAGUCUUGACGAUGGGACGGCUUUAUUCGGUGGCGAUGCGUGCUUUGAAGAACAAUCCCUGAAAGAUGAAGCUCUGACUUCUUCAGGAAACAAAAACGUCGACCAUAACUUUGACUCUCGUCACUGGGAUGGAAAUAACGUGCGUGAAUUACGAGUUCAAGAUAAAAUAUUAUUGAAUUCUGGUAGAAGCGAUUCCAUUCAUGUGAUUAACGAAGACUCGAAGAUGCAACAUGGAAACUGUUCGCACCCCACAGAACAAAUAUACGCCGAACUGAUGGUAGGAUCAGUUGAUAUAGACUCGCAGUAUCGUAAAUUGUGCAGCCUAAGAGAAAAACUGCUGGAAAAGGCGCCUACUACUCAGUCUGUGGUCCACACAACUCCUUUAACAAAAUCAAACCUUGCAUCCCAACCGGCAGAGUUUGCUCGCAAAGGUAUCGACACGAUGAGCUGCCCAAAAUUUCAAAAUGAUGGGUAUGAUGUAGAUGACGAAUCCAUCAAAACAGCACUAAGUGAACUGAAACAGAGCGUAAACGAAAUAACCCGCUCAUUCUGUUCAAAAGGUAAACCUCUAAACGAUGAAACGGUGGUUUGGAAGGAUGUGUAUGAUGACAAUUCACAGUUCAGAUAUCCAUCCCCGUUGUCUACAACUUCAAAUCAAAGUUCCGAGUUGCCUUGGUCCGCACCGGAUACCAAAAUAUUAUUAAUAAAAGAGAUUGGGGAGGUGAAAUCCAGUGUAAAGAAACUUGGUAAAGAAAUUCGUUCCUCACUGCCUUCGGCUGUUUGUCCACAUUCUGGUUUGACUACUAGGAAAACAUUAACUAACGCCACCGAUGGACUUUACUCAGGAGAUGUGACCUUAUCUCAUGGUUUCGAAUGUUCAGCAACAUUUCAAAUCCCCGAGAGCGUUGAUUUUCCGAAACCCACAAAAGAUACAAAUAAAGAUGCACGUGUCAUCGAUAAGGAAAGCCUAACAGGAUAUGUCAACCCAAUUGUGGUGAAUGAACAGGAGAGACUGAAGACAUCAGAUGAUAAUGUUUUGAAACCUUAUGCAACGUGUUUGGAAUAUCCGCACUUUUCAUCAAAGGCCGAAACACAUGAGCAGGGGACCUCGAAGUCUUCCGAUAAAUUUGCUAGAAGCAUGAGGGAUCAAGCAGAGGGGGUUUUAGAAUCUGACCUCGAUGAGUCUCGACCAUUGGAAAAUGCGAGUGGAUCAACGGUAUCACUCAACAGUUCCGUAAAGUCUGAAGACGUUCAGGAGGAUCUCCUUGAUAGGAUGCUUCAGAUCCUGCAAAAUUUACAUGAUGUUUUUACUUCCGAUCACCAUCUUCCUUGCAAAGGUGUAUGUCCCAGAGCUCUGGAGACGGUCAACUUUUUAAAAGAUAUGGUGAAGCACGAUUCGAUACCACAAGCCUUCGGGGCAAAUAAGAAUGUCAGUUAUCUGGAGCAAAAUGGGGCAGUUAAUAGUCCAUCAUCAUGCAUGAGCACGGCUUCAUCGUCUUUCCUUGAAAAAGUUAAACACAUUGAUUUAAUGAAUCAUACAAGCGCGAAAAUUAAUCGAAGUAAACCCCAGAGGGUCACGCCGAUUCAGAAGACAUGGAGAUCUAGGACAAAUUUUCUAGAAUGUCCAAUAGAGCUCAGGCCAAGAGAAACCUUAAAUGGGAGAAUCAAGAGAGUGAUAUGUGAGCUUUAUGGUGAAAUACAGCCGCUUGAGGACGGAAUAAAGGAAAAGGCGCUCGCCAUGCUGGAGGAAAUUCAUGGAAUCGUUGAAUUAUUGCAAAUAUAUGAACAAUCGGGAGAUUUUAUUGCCUCCAAUGAAAUGCCAAGCUUUGAUACUCAGCAAGAAUUUGCUUCAUAUUUCAAAGCAUCCAGUUGUGAACCAUCAAGACACUUUUUUCAAGAUAUAUGCAAUGAUUUUGAUGCUGAAAAUGAAAGAUACAACGAAUCAAAUAGAUCUCUAAGGCAGGAAACCGUUGAACGUGACUCCCCGUACAGCCAAACGAACCAAACUACGACAUAUUCCUUAUCAAUUGAAAACAUACGAGGGAGAAUAAAAUCGCUCAUCCACAAGCACUCCGAUCUAACGCCUGAAGAGACCAACAGAAAAAUACUCUCCGUUUUGAGGGAUAUGGAGAAGGUUCUGGACACGUUUGGAGACCAAAAUCCACCAAUGUUGACGGACCCGUCAUCAGAGACUAAGGCGAUUAUGCAUGCAGAAAAAGCCAAUGUGUUACAACAGUCACAAUUUGCGGUGUCAUCAAGGAUGUCAAUUUUGAUAGGAAACCUUCAAAACGUAAUUUUAGACAUGAGACCAGAUUUGCAGAUAGCUGAUUAUGAUCCACAGUCAAAAAUAUGUUUUCUUCUAAAUAUUUUGACCGAUGAACUGCAGUCAGAACGCACUGAAUCGUCUGCUCUGAAAGAUGUGGAAGAUCUUUUGAAAAGACUUGAGAAUGAGCUCUGUCAACAGGGUGAGGGCAAUUCAAUUUUGACAAUCUGUAUUCGCGAAAUGAUAGAAGUAGUUACGAUUGUUGGAGCCAAUUUGGUACUGGAGGAAAAACCCAAAUGCAAAUCGAAAGCACUGACAAAUGAUGCAACAUGUCGGAAAGGGGAAGUGAGGUGCGAAAAUGUGUGCAAAAAAAAUGAAGCGAAAAUUGCAGUUGAUGCUAAAUCGCAUAAAGAGGGGAAUUCCUUGUGCAAGUCAGAACCAAAAGUUAUUGAAGAACUGUUUAUGAAUGGUGGAGAGGAUUGCGAGACAAUUCCAUGCGAGACUGUAAAGAUGGUGACUGCAACCUGUGGUACUUCAAAGGUGGAGGAAAAACACGUAUGCAAGUCAGAACCCUCAUAUGUAAGAAAAAGAGCGGCAUCCACUGAAAAGUUACAGAGCUGUCACGGCACAACAGAACAAAACAGAGAAAUCGGAGGCCCAUGCCCAAGCGAUGCAGGAAAAGUGCCUCCUGGAGGCAACGGAGAGAAGAUGGAUUGCCUUGUGGCGACUGAAGAAUAUUUUACCGCUCCAAAUCGGUGUUAUAAUGAGGUCAAAUUCAAGCCCACUGAACCGACUACCGCUUGUACACAGGCACCCGAUUCAUUAUUGGCACAAAUUUUGGCCGAACUGCAAGAUCUUAUGAAAGAAUUGGAGACAGAGGGCUUCACAUUGCAGAAGUGCGCGAUCUUGAAGAUCCUGGAAACCUUUAACCACAUUGAGACGACCUUGGAAUCGGAUCCGCAAUAUAACACGCUUUUGAGGGAGGCUAGGAAAACAAUUGGCCUUGAAAACGGGGGGAAGAGAGAACCGCGCUCAUGUUUUAGAAGAGAAGGUAGCUGUAGUAGAUGGUGCAGAUUAAGUCGUCGCCAUCGGAAUCGAAGCAACUGUUUUACUUCUGGAGGGAAAACUGAAAGAUUUUUUGAAGUAUCGCCUAAAUAUGUCAAAAAGCACGUGUCUGAAGUUAAUCAGGGCAAAAAGUCACCUACUCUGAGUUCAAUCUGA